Macrosiphum euphorbiae (potato aphid) is the source of this 624-nucleotide messenger RNA. The record is from the annotation of a GenBank genome assembly. NCBI's taxonomy places the organism in Eukaryota, Metazoa, Arthropoda, Insecta, Hemiptera, Aphididae.
AUGAUAGUUGGUCGAGAACGAUUAGGAGUUGGCGUAUUGGAUGAUUGUAUCUAUGCAGUUGGCGGAUAUAACGGCAACAGUGCUUUAAAAAGUGUAGAGGUUUUUGAUGUCAUUACCCGAAAAUGGAAAAUAGUGUCUAGUAUGACAAUUGAGAGACUUCAAUUGGGCGUUGGUGUACUCAAUAAUCGUCUAUACGCUGUUGGUGGUUAUGCAAAUGGUGAAAGUUUUAAAUCUGUGGAAUAUUAUGAUCCCACACUUGACAUAUGGACUCCGGUUGCAGAAAUGUCUGAGUGUCGUGAAGGUGUUGGUAUAGGGGUUUUGGAUGGACUUAUGUACGCAAUUGGUGGCAAUAAUAGAUAUAGCUAUCUUAAAAGUGUUGAGGUUUAUAGACCAAGUGAUGGAGUUUGGUCUUCUAUAGCUGAUAUGAAUUUAUGCCGAUUUUCCCCUGGAGUAGCUGUAUUAGAUGGUUUAUUGUAUGUUUUUGGCGGAGAAAUAGGAUCUAUUUUUGAUACUUUUGAAAUUUACAACCAUAACACUAAUACUUGGACCUUGGAAAGAUUGUCAAGAAAUGGAGUACAAAUUUAUGGUGGAGUAGUUGUCGAUAGACCACAUCAUUAUCAUUAA